UGGCCGGAGGAGGGUGUCCAGGAGGCGGCGAGCGUUUGGUUUGGGGGAGGCAGGCCCAGGCAGGGCCCGCGCACCUCCCCACCUCUCUCCCCUGGAGAAGUGGCUGCGGGGCGGAGGCGGGCCGGGCCUGGCAGGGUGCGGUGCGGUUGGCAGUUACAGCUGGCUGAGUGGGCCCUCUCCUCUCUCCCCAGACCCUGUAUAGGAGCCGGGCCCGGCGACGCAGGAAUGGCCCCGAGGCCUCCGACGGCCAGGCCCCAGACCACUGACUGUCCGUUAUAUACCAAAAUGGUUCUGGCCUCUGGAGAUUCGAAGGCGCCUGAGACAAGGUCUUGACCCUCUAGAAGCACAGUGAACAAUAGGAAUCAGUGACAUUUAAAGAUGUGGCUGUGAACUUCACCCAGGAAGAAUGGCACCACAUGGAUCCCGCUCAGAGGCGCUUGUACAGGGAUGUGAUGCUGGAGAACUAUAGCCACUUGGUUUCUCUUGGAUAUCAAGUUUCCAAGCCAGAGGUGAUCUUCAAAUUGGAGCAAGGAGAAGAGCCAUGGAUAGCAGAGGGAGAAAUCCAAAGACCUUUCUGUCCAGACUGGAAGACCAGGCCUGAAGCCAAAUCUUCACGUCUGCAGCAGAGCAUAUCUGAAGUGUCCCUUAGCACAGAUGAUCCCUCAUGUGCCACGUUAGAAGACACUUGGGAUGUUAAUGGCCAGUUAGAGAGGCACAAGGAAAACUGGAAGAGACAUUUUGGGCCAGAUGCAUCCACCCAGAAGAAAAUAAUCACACCAGAGGAAGCUUGUGAGCAAAAUAAAUUUGUUGAAAAUUCUAGAUUGAACACAGACCUGGUUACACAACUGAACAUUCCUCCAAGGUCUAAUGAAUGUGAUACACUUGGGAGCAAUUUGGGACAUAAUUCAGACUUACUCAGUCAGAAUAAUAUCCUUGCAAAAAAGAAACCUUAUAAAUGUAAUAAAUGUAGAAAAGCCUUUAUUCAUAGGUCAUCACUGACUAAACAUGAGAAAACUCAUAAAGGAGAUGGAACUUUCCCCAACGGUACAGAUCAGGGAAUUUAUCCUGGAAAGAAACACCAUGAAUGUACUGACUGUGGGAAAACCUUCCUCUGGAAGACACAACUUACUGAGCAUCAGAGAAUUCACACUGGGGAGAAACCCUUUGAAUGUAAUGUGUGUGGGAAGGCCUUCAGGCAUAGCUCAUCCCUCGGUCAGCAUGAGAAUGCUCAUACUGGAGAGAAACCCUAUCAGUGUAGUCUCUGUGGGAAAGCCUUCCAGCGCAGCUCCUCCCUCGUUCAACACCAGAGAAUUCACACUGGAGAGAAACCAUAUCGAUGUAAUUUGUGUGGUAGGUCGUUUAGGCAUGGCACAUCCCUCACUCAGCAUGAGGUCACACAUAGUGGAGAGAAACCCUUCCAAUGUAAGGAAUGUGGGAAAGCCUUUAGUCGAUGUUCUUCCCUUGUCCAGCAUGAGAGGACUCACACAGGAGAGAAACCUUUUGAAUGUAGCAUAUGUGGGAGGGCUUUUGGUCAGAGCCCAUCCCUUUAUAAACAUAUGAGGAUUCAUAAGAGAGGCAAACCUUACCAAAGCAAUAACUACAGCAUAGAUUUCAAGAGCUCAUCUCUUACUCAAGGUGAAAACACUCUCACUGAAGUGAAAUCCUAUCAUUGCAAUGAUUGUGGGGAAGACUUCAGCCACAUUACAGACUUCUCUGACCAUCAGAGGAUCCACACUGGAGAAAACCCCUAUGAUUGUGAGCAGGCCUUCAGUCAACAACCUAUUUCUCAUCCUGGCGAAAAACCCUAUCAGUGUAAUGUAUGUGGGAAAGCUUUCAAAAGGAGUACGAGUUUCAUAGAGCAUCACAGAAUUCAUACUGGAGAAAAACCCUAUGAAUGUAAUGAAUGUGGAGAAGCCUUCAGUCGACGCUCAUCACUGACUCAACAUGAGAGAACCCACACUGGAGAGAAACCCUAUGAAUGUAUCGACUGUGGUAAAGCCUUCAGUCAGAGUUCAUCCCUCAUUCAGCAUGAGAGAACUCACACUGGAGAAAAACCCUAUGAAUGUAAUGAAUGUGGGCGAGCUUUCCGAAAGAAAACUAAUCUGCAUGAUCAUCAGAGAAUCCAUACUGGAGAAAAACCCUAUGCUUGUAAGGAAUGUGGGAAAAACUUCAGUCGAAGCUCAGCUCUUACUAAACAUCAGAGAAUUCAUACACGAAAUAAACUCUAGGAACCUUGAAAUUAGGGAAUGCGCCAAAAGCUUUAGCUAAAAUAUUGUUCUUAUUCAGUAUCAGAGGAUUCUUACUGGAGAGAAAGCUUGAGAAUGUAAUGAAUUGUGUGUGUGUGUGUGCACAUUGUGUGUGGAGAAAGCUCUGUGCUAGUAGACAGUGUUUUUUUUAAUAAAAGCCACAUUCUCUGGGACUUCCCUGGUGGUCCAGUGGUUAAGACUCCACACUUCCAACUUCAGGGGGCACAGGUUCGAUCCCUGGUCGGCGAAGAUCCCGCAUGCCAUGUGGCACAGCCAAAAAAGAGAAAAAAAAAAAAAAACCAGGAAAAAAAUAAAUAAAAGCCACAUUCUCAGAUCUGAUUACAGACGUGUGUAAAAACAACUACAAACAUCUUAUAUAACCUGUUAGAAAUGAUAUGCCUAUAUAUUGGACUUUGUAAAUCUUUUGAAUAUAUGUUUGCAGGAGAUCACCAACUUUCAACAGUUUAAUUUGUAACUCUCACUGUUUACAGCCUUUUUUAAAAAUAAAUAAAACUCCCAUGGUAGUGACCAAAACUCAUUUUUAAAUUGCUUGACAGCUGCAUUCAACUGCAGUUCUUAAGUUAAAUUUACCAUGGAAACCAGUUUCACCUCCAGGAAUUCACCAUUCAAAGAAUUAGAUCAACUGGUCCAACCGCUUCAUUGUACAGAUGAAGAAACUGAAAACCAAAGAUGUGAAGUGGUUGCACAGCAUGAUACAGUUUAUAGCGGCAAAGCUGGGUGGAAAAUGCAGGUCUCCUGUAUCUUUGGCCCCAUGGUCUUGCCACUGAAAAGAUAUUUUGGAAUUCAGGGCUUUAAAAUAAGUUUUAAAAUAAAUCAGAUGCACAAAUAUUUAAUGAGCACUCAGGAGUUGAAUACUUUGGGAAUUCAUAAAAGCGUAAGAGGCAGCAAGACAUAUGCAGAUUUGUCACACACUUAUUUAAAGCAGCUUGAUGGAAGCUUACAAACCAAAAUGUUAACAGAAAUUGUAAAUAGUUGAACUACUAAUGACUUUUUUCCUUUUCCCAAGUAUCAUACUUCAGCUAAGGUAUGUCAGUUUCAUAGAAUUAUUAAGUCUUCCUACUGUGCUUUUCGUGAUCCUCCCAUGAAAAAGCACUGCCCCAAGCUUCCUGUGUUGAUUUGAUCAAUGGGAAAACAACACAGAACUAAGAGGAAAAAAUUUCCCCAAAUUAAUUUUACUGUAGAGAAGUAUAAAUCCAAUUAUCCAUUGCCAUAAAAUUUGCCUUUAAAUCAGUUUAGGGAAUCAGCAUGUAGUGGGUCAUUUUGUGUGCCAAGGAAAUUUUCACCAUUAAAAAAUUAACUUUUAUGGCUCUGUGGUGCUUUUCCAUCAGUAAAGUGUGAGGUAAGCUUCAAUAGCCCACUCUAAUCCUUAAUAUCCCCUAAAGCCUCCCACGGCCUAUUCUAAAGGAAUUUCCAGAAUCUUUGUUCGUUCAUUGGCACCAGUAGUGCAGAUAAAUUUGGAAGCAACUGUAGAAAUUGACCCCUUUCAUGAAAGAGCCUCUGUUUCCCCCAAGGUAAGCAAAUUUUCCUGCCCUAAUGAUGAAUCCUGGGGAGGAGUGAUACGGGGUGGUGUUGAUGGUGAACCUUUCCUACUGGCUUCUUUGCAUGCCAGGUGGCAGGAUCCAUCAUUUUUGUCUCAUCCUGGACAACAUGAGGCAGCUCCCAAACAUCCUUCAUAAUUCUCUGCAGGAAAAAUGUGCCUGGGGCCUGAAAUGUGGGAAGUCCAGCCCAGUGAGUUUGUCAUAUGUGGAACAAGAUGGGAUACUCUAUAGCAGAUCUGCCCUUCCAAGACUUUAACCAUUCAAAAAUACCUUGUUUAUGAUGCUCCACGCUUAGCAUACACCACAAUGCCAAGACCGUGCCUGUGUUGUCUGAUACAUGGUUUGACAAUGGGCAGUUCUACUCGGAACCUCCUCUACUGAUUGGCUAGGAUGCCUAUCAGGAACUCAUUUUUCUGUUGAUUGUUUGGGGAUCCCCAUAGUGGACUGUUUGCAAGAAUGGCAUGAAUUGUAACCAGUUGAGUGCUACGCAGCUGUUGUGGAAGUCUAUAAAGACUUAGUUCCAGAAGACCUAAAGGAGACCACUGGUUUGUGUGUGCAGCCUGGCCUAGAUCCAACCAGUCUCUGAAUCUCAGCAUAUCAUCAUUGGCAGGGAGGGUGCCCAGGAUGUAUGUAUGGCUGAUUGAGCAGAGGAUUCUCUAGUCCCAGCAACCAUGCACCGUGCACUUAAUGAACACCCAGCUUCUAGGCCAUAUGAAAUACAUCCUUGUAACGUUGUAUUAUUUCAAUAAAUAGCCUUCUUAGUUGAA
Messenger RNA from Balaenoptera acutorostrata (minke whale), 4572 nucleotides. RefSeq names its product ZFP90 zinc finger protein (gene ZFP90). The record is from RefSeq and is a predicted model, not a curated record. The coding region runs from base 417 to 2228 and encodes 603 amino acids. NCBI's taxonomy places the organism in Eukaryota, Metazoa, Chordata, Mammalia, Artiodactyla, Balaenopteridae. The transcript is spliced from 5 exons. Gene Ontology annotation, molecular function: DNA-binding transcription factor activity, RNA polymerase II-specific; RNA polymerase II cis-regulatory region sequence-specific DNA binding. Gene Ontology annotation, biological process: regulation of transcription by RNA polymerase II.